This is a messenger RNA of Liolophura sinensis, 2705 nucleotides long. RefSeq names its product chorion peroxidase-like. Gene Ontology annotation, molecular function: peroxidase activity; heme binding. The record is from RefSeq and is a predicted model, not a curated record. The transcript is spliced from 15 exons. Gene Ontology annotation, biological process: response to oxidative stress. NCBI's taxonomy places the organism in Eukaryota, Metazoa, Mollusca, Polyplacophora, Chitonida, Chitonidae. The coding region runs from base 141 to 2210 and encodes 689 amino acids.
UCUGGCAAUAAUCUGUGUUAUCAGGGCUAUAAAACGUCAGUGGCUUUUGAGCAGUUGACAUCUUCGGAAGCGCCAUCCACUCAACACUGCGUCCUGCUCUGUUAUAUUUCACCUCACUUUGUUAAAGGAUCGAACUCAGCAUGAGGUGCCUCUGGGUCGUUGGAGUGCUCAUGUCAGUGCUCAUAGCCAUUUCUGACUGUAAACCUAACGUUAACAUAAAGAAUCUGACGAAGCAGGCCGAAGACAAUGUGAACAACGAGGACAAACUGUACCAGGAAAGAUUUGAAGCUAAAAUCGACAUAUUGCCUGAGGAUCUUACUACUGUAACAGCUGCUCUGUUUGAAGAAACGCCUGACAGAGCAGCGGAAAUUGAGAAGCAAAGCAGAUUGGUUAAUUGGCUGUCUUACCUUCUCAGAAAAAGUGGAGGGAGCGUAUCUUUGUCUGAAGCUUUGGCACUGACUGGUAUAGAGUGUCCAUUCAAGCCUCCUGAAUCCUGUCCAUCAAGCAAAUACAGAUCUCUUGACGGUGUGUGCAAUAACAAGGCUCAUCCGCUACGCGGCGCUGCUUUCACCCCUUUCGCAAGAGAAAUACCUCCAGCUUACGAGCAAGACCCAAGCCCGGAAGGUUUGGAUGAUUUCCCAAGAUGCACUGCCAAGAGCGGCCAAUUGCUACCCAGUGCACGUGAGAUCAGCCGAAAAGUUCAUCAACAGGGACCAUCUUCCUCAAACGCUGAGACAAAAAGUUUUUUCUUCGUAGCUUGGGGUCAGUUUGUGGCUCACCUGAUCACAGAUCGUGCCCCAGCCUCAGGCUUUAAAUCAGCGAGAGUAGACUGUUGCAACUUAUCGAAGAAGGCACCCCCGUCCGAAUGUUUCAACAUAGACCUGGCUGACGACGACCCUUAUCGCUCUGUGGGAAGAAGCUGCCUAGGCUUCCUAAGGUCUCUGGAGGCAACAGAUAUCGACUGCAAAACUGGGCGUCGUGAACAGUUGAACUCGGCAACCUCCUUUAUUGAUGGAAGCGCUGUGUAUGGUGUCACUGAGGAAAACGCUAAGUCUUUGCGAACAUUUUCAGGAGGCAAGCUUGUGGUAUCAGAGCCCAAUCAGCUACCAUACAAUUGUAAUAACCACCCACUGGCCGCGAAGCGGGGAUUCAAUUUGUUUAGUGCAGGCGAUCCUCGAGUUAACGAAGUGUCUCAUCUGAUAGGCGUACACACGGUAUGGGUCCGAGAGCACAACAGAAUAGCCACAAAACUAGCUUCUUUGAACCCCUCGUGGAAGGACGAGACUCUCUACCAGGAAACUAGACGGAUUGUUUCUGCUCUAAUCCAGCAUAUCUCCUAUAAGGAGUGGCUUCCAAUCGUGCUUGGCAAUGACAUCAUGACUAAAUACAAUCUGAGCGUUCUUUCCAGUGGUUUCUAUGACCAGUACGAUGAGAACGUGAACCCGGCUACCACAAGCGUCACAGCGUCAGUUGCUAUGCGUUUCGGUCACACACUGGUCUCCCCUCUUUUCCGUGUUCUCCCUAGGGACUACUCACAGGGAAGCACGCCAGCGUUGACACUAGGAAGCCUUUUUUUUCGUCCAAACUUAUACGUGAUGCACGAACAAGGACUCAUGAGGGGCCUACUGGCGGACCCCAGCCAGAACAUGGACCCCUUCGUCGAAUUUGAUCUGACCAAUCGCCUCUUCGAGACGGCUCGCGGUAACGGCAUGGAUUUGGCGGCGUUCAAUAUUCAGCGUGGCCGCGAUAAUGGGAUACCUUCCUAUAACGAAUGGAGGCGAAAGUUCAAUCUGCCAGUUGGUACUUCUUUCUCGGCUGGCCUGCCCGGUAUCCCGGACAAUUUAACCAAAACGCUGGAAAGCGUGUAUGGCGACCCUGAAGACAUCGACCUUUACUCGGGGGCCCUGUGCGAGACCCGUGAAGGCGGUGCUGCUGUGGGGCCUUUGUUCGCCGAAAUCUUAGGACAGCAGUUUAGUAAUUUCCGAAAGGGCGACAGGUUUUGGUACGAGACGAAUGAGUCACCACAGGCUUUUACAGCUGCCCAGCUGACUCAGAUUCGAGGGGUGACUCUAGCAGAAGUCCUCUGUAACAACCUUGACCUUGACACCAUACAGCCUGCUGCUUUCCUUUUGCCUGCUCCUCAAACGAACGCGCGAGUGGCUUGUUCGACGAUUCAGCAGUUUGAUUUAACCCCUUGGAGAUCCCAUUAGGCGCCUCCAUCUGAAUAUUUUAUUGACGUCGAUGUCCGAAAUUCUCUGCGCCGUGCCUGUCUCAUGAAUAACCCGUUGGGGUGAAUAGUCGAAUUUACAUAUGCCGCUCUGAUUUGCCAAAAAUUGUUAAAUUAAAUCGUUAAUAAUUCUUUUAAUUGUAAGUGUGUUGUACUCAGAAAACGUCGUCUGCUAUCAAAUGACCAUAAGGCCUCUUUCAGAAUUUAUCAAAGUAAAUUGAAUCACGUCUUUGUGAAAUUUAUUUUUAGGUUUGGUAUUAUAAAUUGAUGAUAACAGAGCUUUUUCAUUAUUUCAAGACCAUUAACGUCUAAUAAAUUGGUUUAAAUAUCACUGCAUUUUACAUAAUUAUGCUGAAGCUGUUAUGCUAGUGGGAGUACAAUUUGCCAUGAUUCAAGCAUAUUCACGCGAUGUAAACAAGAUGAGCAUCACAGAUAAACAUUAAAUAUAUUGGUAAAUAAAGAUGACACAUGCAACAUA